Messenger RNA from Patiria miniata (bat star), 4439 nucleotides. Its product is annotated as NLR family CARD domain-containing protein 4-like. The transcript has 5 exons. The coding region runs from base 285 to 3632 and encodes 1115 amino acids. The record is from RefSeq and is a predicted model, not a curated record. NCBI's taxonomy places the organism in Eukaryota, Metazoa, Echinodermata, Asteroidea, Valvatida, Asterinidae.
UAUCAUCAGGAACAGGAAGCAGUUUUGUAAACAGGUGAAGUGGUUUUGGGCUUGGCUUCGACAACUGUUGAAAAUUGUAAUUACAACCUGACAACAGUUACAGUUUCACAUAUAUUGCUUACAACAGAAGCUCAGCAAGAAAGAAGUGUGGAGGGCUGUCAGCGAAUUGUAGUGAGAAAGCUGACAGUGAGUGACACAUCUUUUGGAAAAAAAUGUUGCAACAAGGUGCUGCCACGAUGCAAUAAUCUGCAGCAGCCUGCCAACAGAUUCAUGUCCCUACCACGAUGCAACAAUCUGCAGCAGCCUGCCAAUGGACCGAUGUCCCUACCACAAUGCAACAAUCUGAAGCAGCCUGCCAAUGGACUGAUGUCCCUACCACGAUGCAACAAUCUGCAGCAGCCUGCCAACGGACUGAUGUCCCUACCACGUUGCAACAAUCUGAAACAGCCUACCAACGGACUGAUGUCCCUACCACGAUGCAACAGGAGGCUCAGGUACCCGCCCCCUCAUUUGCAACAGAUUCCCCACAACAAACUGGAACCAUCGAAGACCUUGGUGCAGUCGGCGGUAGCAACUACCCUACCGUUUCUGGUUCUAGUGGAGUAAACGUCACUUACAACUUCCCGUUGGAGGGACCAGGAGUGCCUGCACCCAGACUUCUGCAUAGUCGGAGACCAGACCAAGAUCCAAAAUUGACAGAUCCCUGCCAAGAAGCUGGAGUGCCUGCACCCAGACCUCAGCAAAGUCAGAGACCAGACCAAGAUCCAAGGUGGACGGAUCCCAGCCAAGAAGCUGGUAAAAAGACUAGGGAUGUUUUGAAAGGAGUUUAUAAAACAACGUGCAGUUCUGUGAAGUUGUUGCCUGGUGUUGAUAAUGACCAAAUGCACAUAGCUGGUAUAAACACGAAAGUACAAUUUAAAACACGGGAAGGGAGAGCAUUUGUCACUGGCCAAGAAGACAUUAUUACCUCAACGGAUUAUUCCAAAAUAUUCAGAAGGAGAGCAAGAUUUGGGGAACUCAUCAAACGCCUCAUUUUCUUUGGCACGGGAAUAGUCGGAGUGUCAACCAUGUUUGAUAAGAUUGCAUACGACUGGGCCGAUGAGACAAGUGAAAUCCUGAACGGAUUCAAGCUUGUCUUUCUUUUAAAGAUGUGUGCCCUGUCGCAAAAAUCUGAUCUUGUUGAUUCAACUUUUGAUCAACUUCUUGGCAAAAAGUCUGGAAUAGAAAAGGAUGAACUUGAUCAAUUCAUCCUGGCCAACCCAAAUGAGGUCUUGAUUCUUUUGGACGGUUUUGAUGAAAUGAAGACCAAAAAACUCAAUGCAGCCUCAUUCGGUUCUAUCCUGAAAGCACUCAAUAGAACAGUGUACAAGGAAUGUCUCGUAUGUAUCUCCACUCGCCCCUCUCAUCUUAAGAUACUGAUGCCACUGAUGUCACUGAUGUCAGAAACACUUGUCCAAGAUCCUUGCACACAUGUAGAGGUUCUGGGGUUUACUGACGAGGAUGUUAAUGACUACGUUCAGAAAUUCUACGACAAAGAUCCUGAUAUUGGCAAAGCACUAAUCCAAACCAUCGAAAAGUCUAACACACUGCGUUAUUUUGCUAAGACGCCUGUGUUGCUCUUUCUCAUGUGUUUGUUGUGGAGGAAGAGUAAACAACUCCCCAAAACAACUUCACGCCUCUUCACUGAGGCAAUCGAUCACAUGUUCACAAGAAAACAUCUCUCUGGAUACUAUGCAUCAAACACAGUGAUUGCCAUAGGAAAAAUUGCGCUGCAUGGACUCACAAGUGCCAACCAGAAAUUCUCAUUUCAAGAAGAUGAGUUUGAACCGAAGGCGCUGGAGCUGGCACUAAAAGCAGGCAUCCUGACCCAACAGAGAGUUAUCAAAAACAAGUCCAAUAACAACAUAAAAUUCAUGCACAAGACUGUGCAGGAAUACUGUGCAGCAAAAUACUUGCAGAGUCUGAACCUUUCAUCAACCGUUGGAUUGUUGACGCGUGUGAAGAACAAAUUGAACAUGAUUAAAUAUCAGAGGAUUUUGAAUCAACUGUGUUCAACAUUUGAGGGUGUUGUUUCGAAUGAGUUUCUCUUUCGUUUUUGUUGCGGUGACAACGAGAAGUGCAUGAUGGACAUCGUAAACUUGCUUGACCGUAAGUUCAAUAAGGAUAGGCCCAGGUACCAAUCAAGUGUCAUACAAGCGAUUAGUCGCAAUUGCUUUCUUGAAAGCCAGUCAGCAAAGGUCCCACUCUGUCUCACCAGCGACUCACUCAUCCCAUCAACUAUCGAGGUGUUUAAAAAUGAUGAUUUCCAAAGUCUUAUGUACCUUCUUGAAAUCAUCUGUAGGUCAGACAGCUGCAAGAUGCAGCUGGCACGAGUUACAGAUAUUUCUAUUUCCCGUGUGUCUGCCGUCAGUGAUCUAGCAUUCGUCCUGGGUUACAUGGAAAACCUCAGGAGUCUGAGGCUGUACAGAUGUUCUUCAUGGAAUGGUGGUCAUGUGAAGAUCCUGUCAUCGCUGAAAUGCAACCAACACUUGACCGAUCUGGGCUUGAAUAUCUCUUCAAGGAGAGCUGUAGAAUGGGCCCCUCAUAUCAAACACUUGACAAGCCUCAACAGACUUGAGUUGGCUUGCCAGGCGCUAGGGUGGGACAGCAUGGAACACAUUGCCUCAGCUGUAGCCAACAUGCCCAAACUGACUGACUUGAGCCUUGCUACCAACGUGAGAUUGGGCGGAACGGUCAAUUUGUGGACCACAGAAUUGCUGAAAAUGAGGCACUUAAACAGGCUGGACCUGAGUGAUUGCAGCUAUUCAGUAUCAGACGCUGAACACAUUAUCGCAACUGUAGCUGACAUGCCCAAACUGACUGAGUUGAUCCUUGCCGGCAAUGGGAAUUUGAUCGGAAAUGCUAAGUUGUGGGCCAAGGAAUUGCCGAAAGUGACGCACUUAAAUAGGCUGGACCUGGGCAAUUAUGUUUUGGAUCCUACAGACAUUGAACACAUUGCCUCAGCUGCAGGUGACAUGCCCAGACUGACUGACUUGAUCCUGGCUGGCAACCGUAGAUUGGGCGGAUUGGCUGAGCUGUGGGCGAAGGAAUUGCCAAAAAUGAUGCACUUAAAAAAGCUGGAUCUGAAACAUUGUUCUUUGUUACCAACAGACAUUGAACACAUUGCCUCGGCUGUAGGCAACAUGCCCAGACUGACCAACUUGAUACUUGCCCCCAACUGGAAAUUGGCUGAAUUGGCUCAGUUGUGGGCCAAGGAAUUGCCCAAAAUGGUCCACUUAAAAAGACUGGUCCUGAGAGAAUGUAAAUUGACACCGUCGGACUUUGAACACAUCGCCUCGGCCGUAUGCAACAUGCCCAGUCUGACUGACUUGAUCCUGGAUAAGAACAAAGCUUUGGGCGCGUCGGCCGAGUUGUGGGCAACGGCAUUGCCGAAAAUGAGGCACUUAAGUAGGCUGGACUUGAGCCAUUGCAACUUGACACCGUCAGACAUUGGACGUGUCACCUCUGCGGUAGGUGACAUGCCAAGCCUGACUGACUUUUUCCUUGCUGGCAACCCGGGAUUGGAUGGAUUGGACGAGUUACAGUCCCGCCUCCCGUCGCUUAAUGUUCACGUGGAAACUCACUUGUCUUGAGUUACUACUUAUCACAUGAUCCAAGUGUUGACAUUCUCAAUAAUUGAUAGCAAUCAGUUUACAAGACGAAAUUAAAGAGCUGGGGGAAAUAAGAAUAUUUGGGUAUGCUGAACAGAACUACGAAACUAAAGUUUAGGCGAAGGUUUUGUGAAAAUUGGGAUAUGUUGCUCUCAGCCACAUUUGACAUAAAAACAGUGGGGUUUUUUUUGAGCCACACUGACAGUUUUGUUUUCGAGAAUAUCUCAACCGUGUGUCCUACAAAAACAAUAAUUAACACUUUGAAAUUGGAGACUUGUGCACAUUCCAAAGAACAAAACAGAUCACUGAUAAGUGUCAUUCCAGGAUGCCUGUUUGCAAUUUUACACAAACAUCAUAAGACAUGGUUGAUUCAGAUCUUCAGUAGGGUCGGGUUGGGUGUCAGACAAUUAGCUGUUCGCCCUCUAUGUACGGAACGGUGGUUUGCCAUCAAAGUCAACUUACACUCUUAUAAGUCCUGGGUCAGAUUCGACCCAGAAUCCGGGUCAGAUAGGACCUGACUCUCGUCCAGGUCAAAAUGACAAUUUGUCCUGCAAAAUUACACUUUUCCUAAUAAAAAAAACAAUAAGUUUGAAUGUCAUAAUGAUGAUUAUCUGGCUCAAACUACUGCAAAUGCGACUCACAGAAUUAUCUGAAUCUAUUUUUGUUGGUGUAAACAAUAUUGAAUGUACUAUAAUGACAACGUAUAAAGGCAAACCUUGACAAGUUUGUGUACAAACUCCUAAACAUUUAGUUAUUUACUUCUUGGUGAAUGUAUUUUGUGCAUUGCAU